This is a messenger RNA of Eremomyces bilateralis CBS 781.70, 1035 nucleotides long. RefSeq lists its product as uncharacterized. Lineage: Eukaryota; Fungi; Ascomycota; Dothideomycetes; Eremomycetales; Eremomycetaceae. The record is from RefSeq and is a predicted model, not a curated record. The transcript has a single exon. The coding region runs from base 159 to 776 and encodes 205 amino acids.
UGGGUUAGCAGUCUUAGAAGACCAUCGAUACAUAGAACAUGGGAAUAUCAGAGAAUUGUGUAUAAAUCUGCUCGUACAUCUCGUCUAUAUGUGCUUGCUGAGUGACGAUAAUUCAUUAGGAACGUGACUACCGGAAUUUCCUAGACUUUCCAUGGGGUAUGUCAUACAGAGCUUCAUCUACUCUUCUUACAUUUUUAGGUGAUCCAAUAAACACUGGACAUUCGCCUUCGAUCAGCUCUGCUUCCCAUAUCCCAUUCGUUUCAACUUUCCAAACUCCCAACGGACAACCAGGGCACGCUCAGCGACCACCGGAAACAAGCCUACACCACGGCCGACAUCCACAUGCAUCCACACCUCAUCCGCCCAGCCCAGCACCCACCUCAAUCCCCCUCUCCACUGCCACCCGCACCCGCUCCCUCGCCACCUGGUUCCCACACUCCACCUCCAAAUUCUCAAGCCACACCUUCGCCGCGUGUCCGCCGACCGUGAUCUCGAUGCCCGGCACGGGGAUGCCAAGCGCAUGGAGCCGUUGGAGCUCGUGUUUCUCCUCCGGGGAAAUGGAGAGGGGGUCAGUGUCGGGGGAUGGGGGGGGUUUGGAGGGUGGGGUUUCGGUGGAGGGGGAGGGGGGGAGGCGGGGACGGGCGAUCGGGGUGAUUGCGGAGGAACCGAAUUGGGAUUCGAGGAGGAGGAGAAGGCGGGAGAGGCGGGUGGAGGAGGAGGUCGGUGUAGAUGGUUGGGAUGUCGAGGUCGGCGCGUGGGAAUGGGAAUGGGCCUGAGAGGAGUCUGUAGAUAUGUUAGCGUAGAUUCGGAUGCUUGAAACCUAGAAAAGCCACGACAAAACUAGCCUAGAAUGGUGGACGAUGGGAUUGUUCGUGCAAGAGAAACUUACGCUUCACCGCGGCUGGGCUACUCUCCACCGUCAACAACACCCCCACAACUGCAUCCGCGAUCCCAUCAUUGACCAUAUUCCCCUCCCACUCCACAACCACCUUCCCUUGCGGCCCACCACACUCCACCCGCACGCAAUCCAUCACU